AUGGAAAUCGAAGAUAUAAAAGAAGCAAUCUCCUUUGAGUCAAUAACAUGUAGGCAAACAACUAAAGAAAUUGAAGUGGUCAAAAUGGGUUAAACUAAGGAAAAACCUUUUAAGGCGAAGCUUCAAAUUACAUUCACAGUUGAUAACGAAAUCAUCUAUUUAUACGAUGGAAUAAACUUAAGAAAGUAAAAUGAUUUUAUAUAAACUGAAAGAGAAUAUAUUUUAGAUUCUUAGGAUAAUCCAUAAAUAUUAGCAAAUAUGGAUUAGAUCUAACAUCGUAUAUGAU
This is a messenger RNA of Paramecium octaurelia, 286 nucleotides long. NCBI's taxonomy places the organism in Eukaryota, Ciliophora, Oligohymenophorea, Peniculida, Parameciidae. The record is from the annotation of a GenBank genome assembly.